AUGGAGCGGGCUCCAAACCUGCUUCUCCUCUGCAUCUUCACCUUUGCCAUGGUCCUGGUCCCUGAAGCGAAGGACCAAAGCAAGGCAGCGAAGGGCAGGAGAAGGGGCCCGACACGGCCCCCCACAGAUGCUCCUGCGCUGGCCUGGGCCCUGGACGACUCCUACACCUCCAUGGCAGACUACGAGCGCAGCAUCCAGGACAUGGUACACCAGCUGAGGAACAGCUCCGAGCCAGGAGACACCAAAUGCCAGGUCAACCUGAGGCUCUGGAGAUCCAACCGGAGGAGCCUGUCCCCCUGGGCCUACAGCAUAAACCAUGACGCAACACGGAUCCCAGCAGACAUCCCUGAGGCCCGAUGCCUCUGCACCGGCUGCAUCAACCCCUUCACAAUGCAGGAGGACCGCACCAUGGCCAGCAUUCCCAUCUACAGCCGGCUGCCUGUCCGCCGGCUGCUCUGCCAGGUGCCGGGUGAGGUUGGGCACAAGCCCUCUGGGAAGAAGUGUCACAAGAAGUAUCAGAUGGUCAUGGAGACCAUUGCUGUGGGCUGCACCUGCAUCUUCUGA
Opisthocomus hoazin is the source of this 564-nucleotide messenger RNA. RefSeq names its product interleukin 17B (gene IL17B). The record is from RefSeq and is a predicted model, not a curated record. Gene Ontology annotation, molecular function: cytokine activity. Gene Ontology annotation, cellular component: extracellular region. Gene Ontology annotation, biological process: inflammatory response. Lineage: Eukaryota; Metazoa; Chordata; Aves; Opisthocomiformes; Opisthocomidae.